CAAUGGAAGGAAGUGAAGUGAAGAACGCCAUGAACUUGCAUUGUUCAAGUGCAAUGACCACAUAGGGUUCUUUCAACAAAGUCGUUUAAAACUGGUUAAAACAACGUUUCAUAUCUGCUUGGCAUAAUUAACCCACAAGCAUCCGUAAUAAAACCGUUGUAUACUAUUUUUUCUACAUCAUUAUCAGUGUAAAAAAAGAAACCAAAUUUUCUGUACUUGAAAUUAAUUAAUCCAAUACAUGUAAAUGCCAUAUAUCCAGUGCAAACAAAGACAAUACAAAACUGGAAAAGGAACUAUUGUCGAAUGUCUGUUCAGUGUGUUGUAGAUCAGAGAAGACAUCAGUUCGUUUAAGCCUUUGGAUCGCGAAGGUCAAUGCAAGAUGAGUUCGGCAUUUCGUGUGCUUAUGCUAAUGGUUACGUUAGCAGGCAGCUUGCUAGCCAUCAAGUGUCCGUUGGAGAGUAACGGCCUGGAAGGGCCACGAAGAGUCAUUCUAGAUCUGGACGGAGGUGGAGAUGAUGCUUGGGCGCUGGUAAUGCUGCUAGCUAACGAAAAGCGGUACAACAUCUGUGUCCAGGCCGUCACCUGCUCGCAUGGAAAUGCUCGUGUAUUGGACGUACUAGUCAAUGUGUUACGCAUCCUUGAUAGUCUUGAUAGAUUGGAUAUUCCGGUGUAUGUUGGUGCCAGCGAGCCACUGAUUACACCUGGACCGAAUCGGAACGCAUCCCACUAUUUCUGGGGCGUCGAUGGAUUUGGAGACGUCGAGUUUGACUGGUUACCUACGGUGGAUUCGCUACAUCCGGUACACGCAGUUGAGGCAAUGCGCGAACUCUUUGAGAAGUAUCCCAACGAGAUUACUCUGCUAGCGGUGGGACCACUCACCAACUUGGCUCUACUGUACAAAAUGUUCCCCGAGACGAAGGACAAAAUAGGCGCACUGUACAUUCUUGGUGGAAAUCGACACGGUGUCGGCAAUACGGGUUUGGCAGCUGAAUUCAACUUCUUUCGCGAUCCCGAAGCAGCUCACAUCGUGCUAAACAACUCUCCAAUGAUCGUGCACGUCUUCCCAUGGGAAACGGUACUGUUGCAAACGUUUACCACCAGAUGGCGUUUUGAGACGUUUGAACAAACGACGAACCCGGCCAUUGAGGUGCUCAAUCGGGUGGAAUAUGAAGUGUAUGCGAAAGAAGAACUUUGGACACCUUGCGAUAUGUACGUGGCGGCGAUCUUCUUGAACAGUAGCAUUCUCCAAUCAGUGCAAAGCUAUCGGGCCGAAGUGGAACUAAGUGGAUCGUUAACUAGAGGCAUGAUGGCCAUUUUGUAUCAUGUGAAAAACGUUAAUCAGCACAACGUGGCCGUUAUAGACAAGAUUGAUUCACAGCAAGUGCAGCACAUGUUAGUUGCAUUAAACUAUGGCAAGUGAAGAAAAGUCACUUUGUGAGAACGUUGGCACAACAUGUCUGCAAACGAACGUAUCAUUGUGCGCACGGAACAGUACGAAGGGAAGAUGCAGCCAGUCGUGUCAUUUUUAUGUGUAAUGAAUAAAUAGCACCAAACGACUAAUUAAAUGAUUUACCAUCCGGAACGUACCGGGUUUGUAUGCGCUUGUGGUUUCUUUUGAAUUUAUUGUGGCUUGACGUGUUCACGUUCACAUUCUACUGGUAAGCAUUCGUUAGACUAUCGCAUUGAAAGCAUUUGCUAGGGUUUUGGAUUUUUUUGUUGUUGGUUUGUGCAACAUUUGUGUCGCAAUUUGUUUGAUUUCUUUUUUUUCCUGUACACGAGCUACUAGUAUCUAGCUCGGGGAAAAAAACGUUUCACUAACGCAUGCUUGUGUGAGCAGACCGAAGCGAACACGCGUUAACCACGUAAAUCCUUUCAUAUCAUCGAAGUAUGCUUGCUGGUGGCCGCGGCAAAAAGUGAAAAUUCAUUUUAUCCCUCAGAAAAGCGUUGAUUUACAACGGCGAGACCGCGAGAGCGCAGCAGUGCAUCAGGGUUUGGGGGACGAAGGGUGUUUCGUGUGUUGUUUGUGUUUAAUAUGCUUAUCUAAAUAUAAAAAUGUCAGAUAUGUAUUAUGAAAUUAUAAUAUCCGAAAAGAAUCAUCUUCCUCACGUUUCUGCCUACGGUGGAGGUAGCAAUGAAAAGAAUAACACUAACAAAAAAGAAACAAGGAAACUGAAUAAAAUCUGUUUCGCCGAACCUGGCG
Molecule: messenger RNA, 2200 nt
Organism: Anopheles funestus (African malaria mosquito)
Lineage: Eukaryota; Metazoa; Arthropoda; Insecta; Diptera; Culicidae
Product: pyrimidine-specific ribonucleoside hydrolase RihA-like
Exons: 3
Coding region: 380-1420 (346 amino acids)
Molecular function (GO): hydrolase activity, hydrolyzing N-glycosyl compounds
Source: RefSeq, a predicted model, not a curated record